AUGGCAAACAACAAGUACUACGUCUCGCUUCCUACACAAGCACCUCAACACUCCAGAUCAGGCAGCCGUCGACCGCCUCUGACCCCAUCAACCGUCUCCUCGCCUUGCCUCACAACCCAUGCUCCAGUAGCAACUCGAAGAGACUCUGGCUCAGGAAGUCCCACCAAGGCUUCGGCCCUUCUCGCAAAGGUCGCCUCUCAUCCUACGUCUCCAAAGGGAGAGACUCCAGUAUCAAGUCCAAUAGCAUCAUCAAGACCUACUGAAACACACUCGAGUCCACUGUACACCCCGGAGAGACCAGCUGUUUGGAGAAGUGAGAGUGCUCGAUACGUCAGGCAGUACAAGAAACAGGACGGAUACAUCAGCUUUCCUGACUUUGAGAAGUUCUGUGCAACUCAGAACCCAUACGAAAGCCAACAUCGAGAGCAUACAGCUGUCAAGACAUGA
Lindgomyces ingoldianus is the source of this 447-nucleotide messenger RNA. RefSeq lists its product as uncharacterized. The record is from RefSeq and is a predicted model, not a curated record. The transcript has 2 exons. Bases 1 to 447 code for a protein of 148 amino acids. Lineage: Eukaryota; Fungi; Ascomycota; Dothideomycetes; Pleosporales; Lindgomycetaceae.